GCAGGAAAGGGCUCGCCGGAGGAGAACAACUGCUGGUGGUAGGGGGCUCGUCUCGUUCCUUUUCGGAAGGAGGAGACCGAAGGGACUGAUUCCGACUGCUGGUCUUGCAGGGACGUCUGGAAAACGUGACGGUGUAUCACACGCCACAAGACUGCCCUCGAAAUAUGCGGAUGGUGGCCGGAUGGCGCAGUACAAUUCAGCAGGGUCGUGGGGAGGCGAGAGGGAGCCUGGGGCGCGCAGGAAAAAAGUCUAUGGGUAUCUCAAAGCAGCAAAUGAGUUGCGCCAGUCCUAUGCUGCGCAACUGAUGCGGGGAACUACUCAAGACUAUGACUACGAUGAAGGGAAUAGGGUUCCUGGUGCUUUCCCGGACGUUGAGGUUGCGCGGUCCGGCGAUGAGGAAAUGGUCAUAUUCCCCAGCUACGCGAGGAGGCAUGUGAGGAAGAAGCCCGAAGUUCGAAGGAAUGGGCCCCAGGAGUCAUCCUUUGGGGACGAUGCCGACCUAGAUCAAAGCGGGCAAGAGCAAUAUUGGAGGGAACAGUGGGACACGUACGAGGAUCAGCAUGCAAUCGCGGAUGUUGAUGUACGCGGUUGGAUAUAUAUGCCGCAGCGAGGACCAUUGACUCGGAAGCACCGACUCUUGAUUGCGCUCGCGAGAAGAUUGAGUGGUGUUCCAGCGCCAACCCCAGGAAACAGUCGCGAGUCAAGCCAACCGCCGCCGUUGGCUGACAAGGCUACUCAGCCGACCAACCAAGAAGAAGACCUUGUGAAUGGACAAGCACAAAGCCUAAUCAAUGAAGCAGAAGGCCAUGCUGAUGAUGCAUGGAGAGGCGCCGCAUCCGAUGAGCGUCAAGGACGAGUGUCCGGUCGAAGUUCGUCGACAGUGACCAUCCCAUCUAUGGGAAAGGAUGAGUUGGUUAAGGCCAAUAAAUAUUUGAUGGAAAGAAUGCGUCCCUUUCUGGCGACUCCCGUGGUCGGGGUUCCUGUGACUGUUUUCUUUUUUAACGCUGAGCAAAGUCAGUCGCGAAACAUCGUGACGAACGAGUCCGGUCAUUUUUCUUUGAAAGCAGCAUUGCCAUUUGUGCCCACUGAGAUCCGUGUCCUUGCCUCCGAUAAGCUAUCUGCUUCAAAGCCAGUGCAGAUCACGGAGCCAAAAGGUGUCAGUUUGAUCAGUGACAUUGACGACACUAUCAAGCACUCGGCCAUUGCUAGCGGGGCUAGGGAGAUCUUUAGGAACACGUUCGUGCGAGAGUUACAAGAUCUCACCGUAGAAGGGGUCCGUGAAUGGUACUCGAAACUGGCGAGCAUGGGCGUGACUAUGCAUUACGUUUCGAAUUCGCCAUGGCAGCUCUACCCUCUUCUGGAGACCUACUUCAAACUGGCAGGUCUACCACCGGGCUCGUUUCAUCUGAAACAAUAUAGUGGGAUGCUCCAAGGUAUCUUUGAGCCUACAGCUGAGAGGAAGAGAGGAUCGUUAGAAAAGAUCUUAGGCGACUUUCCUGAGCGCAAGUUCAUUCUUGUCGGUGACAGCGGCGAGGCUGAUCUCGAGGUCUACACGGACAUUGUUUUGGCAUAUCCAGGUAGAAUACUCGGGAUCUUCAUUCGAGACGUCACGACACCUGUACAGAAAAGGUUCUUCGACAAGUCUGCCGAUCAUAUCGAGGCAGUAGCCAAGCAGAACCGCAGUACAGGCCAGUUGAUCGAUCACUCAGAUGCAGCCGAGAACCGGCCGGCAUUACCGCCUCGUCGAGUUCCUUCGGAGCCCGAUGCGAGGACCACCAAGAACGCUGACUUGAUUGACUUGAAUGAACCGGAGCCUGCGAAAAGCAAUUCUAAUGCUGUGAACUCGACAAGCAGCAAACUGCCUCCUGUGAAGCCAUCAAAGCCGCCUACACUGCGCAAGGCUUCUACUGAUCUUGGGCCAUCGUUAUCUCCUGAACGGGAAGCUCGCCCUACUCCGAUGGAAGACAUAUGCCGGAAGCCAGUACCAGUGCCACCUGAAAAACCGCGCCAACUUUCUGCUUCGCGCGGAACUCAGUCAGAGCAGCGGCCACAACUGCCCGUCAGGCCUGGACAGCAGGGCAAGCCGCCAGUGCCUAGUCGAAACACAAACCAGAGUGACCAAAGCCAGUCAGGCAGUUACGCCAGUAGUGUUCGAAAUGCUGUUAGCAGCGUUUACAACAACCUUCCGUCGACAAACUUGCGUCGACCUGCAACGUCUGUUGAGACCACUUCUGCCCAACCAGCACGGUCAAAACAGCCGCCACCAGUCCCUCCGCCACGCAGAAGUACAGCCGUUACCUCUACUACUACUCCUACCAAAUCACCCCCGCCCGAGAGGCUCCCAAGUGCGUUCUCCGCAGCUGCCCAGUAUGCUUCCGAGCGUCUGCCCUGGUCGUCUAGUCCUGCGAGCCUCGUGAAGGCCUCUGCUUCUACACCGGACUUCGGCAGGACAAACACAAAUAGCACUAGCGAUUACGAGAACCCCGAUGCAUAUGUCCCGCCAGCGCCGUUGCCAAACAAACGCGAGGAGCUGUGGAGACGCCGGUGGGAGCGAGCCAAAUCCAUCUUGGAUCGUGAAGGUGUCGUUCUAGGCACUUGGCGGGUGGGGAGUGACGUGCAGGACGUGUGUGUAUGGCUCGUCGAGGAGGCGCAGAAAGAGAUGCAGGAGCAGGAGAAUAAUGGAUUAUGAAAGACUUGAGUUCCGCACACGAUAUGACGAUACGGCACUUUUAUGCGAAGAGGGCCUUUGUAGAUAGCAUUCCAGGAAUAAAUUAUGGGAAAGGGCUUCAGUUACAUAUGUUAGACUCAUGGAUUGUAUUAUACGAGAUACCAUAGUUGAACCGAAUAUCAAUUUUUUCGCCCAGAAAGAAUACUCUAAUUUC
Paecilomyces variotii is the source of this 2882-nucleotide messenger RNA. RefSeq lists its product as hypothetical. NCBI's taxonomy places the organism in Eukaryota, Fungi, Ascomycota, Eurotiomycetes, Eurotiales, Thermoascaceae. The transcript has a single exon. The record is from RefSeq and is a predicted model, not a curated record. Bases 182 to 2689 code for a protein of 835 amino acids. Gene Ontology annotation, molecular function: phosphatidate phosphatase activity. Gene Ontology annotation, cellular component: actin cortical patch.